This is a messenger RNA of Kwoniella botswanensis, 2517 nucleotides long. RefSeq lists its product as uncharacterized. Lineage: Eukaryota; Fungi; Basidiomycota; Tremellomycetes; Tremellales; Cryptococcaceae. Gene Ontology annotation, molecular function: histone acetyltransferase activity; protein binding. The coding region runs from base 1 to 2517 and encodes 838 amino acids. The record is from RefSeq and is a predicted model, not a curated record. The transcript is spliced from 14 exons. Gene Ontology annotation, cellular component: transcription factor TFIIIC complex. Gene Ontology annotation, biological process: transcription initiation at RNA polymerase III promoter.
AUGACGAUCGACAACUACGACAUCCCUCCGACCAUCCUUACAUCACGUAUAUUCCCUGGGAUUAUCCCCUCGACCUCACAUCAUAAUGUCUCAUGGAACGAUGAUGGACAGUGUCUCUUCGUCACUAAGAAGGGCGUCAAUAUACUUACUCCUCACUUGACCACUACAUUCGCACCCCCACCUACACUCGUCGACCCAUCUCUAUCACUUGAAAACCCCUCUUCUGCCAUAAACAAUGAGAAACGACGCGCAGCAUCAGCAGCGUUCGUAGUGGAUGAUAACCUAUCUGAUGAAGAUGGUUUAGAUAAUUAUGAUGAAACUCCCUUACCCUCCAAAGAUGGCGGAAAGGGUAAAGGAAAAGAAACGAAGGUGAGAAGACCGAGAAAAGGUGAAAUCAAAUUUUGGAAUACUGGCGUAGAAGUCGAUACUAGUAGGAAAAGAGAUGAUGUGUAUGGAUGGGAUGACGUAGGCGAUGAGAUCACGUCUGUGAUAAGUGAAAAGGAAGUUACGACUAGACAAUCUAUCUGGUCACCUUCCGGCUUAAGCGAUCUUGGAGGAUCGCUCCUUGUGGUUGUCAAUAGUGCGAUGCAAGUCUCAGUUUAUGCGCCGAGGAAUGACCCGUAUACCAAACAAUGGGAUGAAAUAGCAGACUUGACAUCGAUAAUGAGAGGCUCCUUACCGCCUGAAGCGUUAUCAGAUGGAUUGAGUGUAGAAGGAAUGUUGGAAAUGCGCACUAUUUGUGCUCAAUGGUCGUCGCACCUUCCAUUACCGUCCAUGAUAGGUGUAGAUGGUAGUUUAUUAGCAUUGAGUAAUAGAGCUGGACGCAUCUCAUUUUGGAGCUACGGGCUUGAAAAGAGGUUCCAUCAAAUUCAGUUUGUCCAGAUAUGUGAACAGGGGGGAUGGGUCACGGAUAUGGCUUGGUCCAAGUGGAGGAUACUGGAUGAUCAGACUUACGAAGCACACCUUGCGCUUGCUCUCACGAACGGCUCAGUAGAAGUCUUGAUCGUGCAGCGGAGAGCGCAGAUUGAUCAGGCAAACCCGAAGAAGUGGGCUCUAGAAAUACAAGCUCCGAUAGUGAUGAUAGAUCGAGGUGAUAAACGACAUAUAACGUCCAUCAGAUGGAUUGACGAUGCCUUGAUAUGGACCAAAUCCGGGACUAUACAUAUCUUCGCUCCGGAAGGAAAUCAGACUGUCCACUGGAGUGGAACAUUAUCCUUGAGGUUGGACAGAGUGGGGAACUGGGCAGGAGCAAAUGGCUUAGGACCAUGUAUCGGCAUAAAUCGUAUUAACCGUGAUACGUUGAUCAUCAUCUUAUCCUCGCUAACUACCCAUCUUCUUACCGAUUUCACCACUUCACCAACGCUGGCCCACCCUCACGACUCUCUUCGUACCGCGCUUGCACUUCGAGAUAUGUUCGAAGAUCAUCUGUCGAUCGACCCGUUGAUUAGAGUUAGGUUUAGAACAGUGCAAUUACAGCCCGAAGGAUGGACGGCAAAUACUGCUGGAUGGACAAGUCUGGGCUGGGGCAGUGUAGGAUCUUGGGUGACUGAACCAACAAGUUUCCAUAAUCUCGAUAAUGCAACGGAAGGCAAACGAUCAGUGACUUUUGUACUUGGAAGCAUGGGAAAGGCAGGUCCAACACCGGACGAAACAGUCAUAGAAGCUUUGCGUAGGGCGUUAGCAGACCCUCCGAACCUGUUACAUACGACCUCUGGCAAGGUGUUGAUACCGUACCUCUUACACAUCCUUAGUAUGAAGGACUCAGAAACCCUAAUGGAGGAUCUGCUGAGCUUGACUUCUUCAAUGUUGACUGCCGAGACACAGGCACGUCAAGUUGAUCAAGCAGGCCUGAUUGAUGGUUUCUGGGGUCAGAAACCAUUGGAUCAGCUUAGACUUGCAUACGUUCUAUCAUCAUGGUGCGAGAGUCAUUUCUCAUCCGAAGCGACCGAUUUUCAGCGAGUCGCAGCAACCGUGUUACGGUCGAUAACCACCCGUCUGAUCGAUGUUCUCUUGAAAUGGGCAACAACCGCACUACAACAUCAAAGCCUGGGCAACCUGGAUCGUCAAUUCAUAUGCCAACUGCUCAAAACAGCCAACCAGCUGUCCGAGGAGCAAACUGACUCCAACCUGCUCAAGUUGAUCAAAGACAUAUCAAGCAAGCUUGAUCAAGCCCAAACACAAGAUAAUUCGGAAGAACGAUGUCCUGCAUGUAUGACCGCAGUUGGGGCGGAUGGUACAUGUGCCAAAGGGCAUAUGUGGACACGAUGUUCCAUUACUCAUCUCCUGAUCACUCAUCCACAUUACAGAGUGUGUUCGACCUGUCCCGCCAUUUCGCUUCUUCCAAAGAGACACCUAUCUAUUCCUAUACCGGUUGAUGAACAAGGGAAGGACCAUGACUUCCAAAGAUUCAUUCCUUCCCCUUCAACGGCAGUCGAAGAAGAUAGCUUGAUUCAGAUAGCGCUGGAAGCUGCUAUAGCGUGUUUGAAUUGUGGUGGGAGGUGGCAGAGGGCUGUGUAA